UAGUGCUUAGUUAUUUAAUUUUUUUUUUAUUAUUUGGCUUUUCAAUUUAAAGUAUUACAUCCUAUAUUUGUACGUACAUACUGAUCAUUGGCAUAUUAAAGAUUAUUUAAAUAAGAUAUGACUAAUGUAUUGAUUAUGUGAAGUUGUGAUGUUUGUCACCUUCGUCAAAAAAGUAAAAUUAAGGAUAUCCCAUACAUAAUAAUAAUAUAAUAAUAAUAAUAACAACAACAAUAAUAAUAAUUAUAUAUGUAAAUGAUGUAUGCCCCUGACGAUACAUGGCUGCGUCGCAUGCGGGAGUCCGAGGGAGCGAGCAUCAUUCUUUUCUUUCAUCAAUUUUUUCAACCUAAGCCGCCACACCAGUCCAUCACCCAUCCACGACCUGCUCUUACGUUCUUCAUCAUCGGCCAGCCUUCAUCCUGACGAGCUUUUCAUUCGAAACAAAAGAAAAGAAUGUCUACUCCUGCAUCAAUUGAUGAAUCAUCUGCUAAUGUUAGUCCCAUUGGAAGUGUGGGAAAUUUCGAUAAUGCUGUUAAUGAGGCUAACAAUGUUGAAGUUAAUGAAUCUCCCAUCAGUGUUAAAGAUGAUGAAGUAGAAGAAAAUCCAUUUGCAGCCAAACAAAGAAAGAAGACCUCCAAAGUUUGGGAUGAAUUCAAGGAAAUUACUCUCUCAGAUGCAACAAAAAAGGCAGAGUGUAUUCAUUGUAGGCAUCAACUUGGCCUGUUGAAGUCUGGAGCAACAACUCAGUUUAUUCGCCAUUUGAAGGUGUGUGUGAGACGACAAUUAGCAUUGAAGGGACAAAGGCAGCUGACUAUCUCAACAAAUUUGGCAAAAUCUAAAAGUGUGAAUGCAAUUCAAACCUGGAAGUAUGACCAAGCAAAGGUGCGGCAAGUUUAUGCUCAUAUGGUUUUAGUGCAUGAUUUAACAUUUUCAUUUGCUGAGGAUGAAGUUUUUAAUCAUUUUAUGAGAACUGUGAGCCCUAACUGGGAAAGAAUAAGUAGAGGCCUUUCAAAAAAAGAUUGUAUAUCUGCUUAUGACAUUGAGAAAAAAAAAGAGUAACUUCAUUGUUGAAAGAAGUUGAUCGAGUUAGUAUCACUACUGAUUUAUGGGCAUCUACGGUG
Molecule: messenger RNA, 1118 nt
Organism: Dioscorea cayenensis subsp. rotundata (Guinea yam)
Lineage: Eukaryota; Viridiplantae; Streptophyta; Magnoliopsida; Dioscoreales; Dioscoreaceae
Product: zinc finger BED domain-containing protein RICESLEEPER 4-like
Exons: 2
Coding region: 451-1056 (201 amino acids)
Molecular function (GO): DNA binding
Source: RefSeq, a predicted model, not a curated record